This is a messenger RNA of Osmerus eperlanus (European smelt), 3469 nucleotides long. RefSeq names its product oxidation resistance protein 1-like. The record is from RefSeq and is a predicted model, not a curated record. Gene Ontology annotation, cellular component: nucleus. Bases 598 to 3150 code for a protein of 850 amino acids. The transcript has 16 exons. Gene Ontology annotation, biological process: response to oxidative stress. Lineage: Eukaryota; Metazoa; Chordata; Actinopteri; Osmeriformes; Osmeridae.
CUACUCUCCUGUGUGUUAUCCGAUAGGCGACGCGCCGCCUCUAAAAGAUUCAGCACGCGAGGCAGCACGGCAAACCUCUCCCGUGAAGCGGACGUUCAUUCAAAAUACUAGCUCAGCUCAAUCGAGCUUUAGCGGCGGAGGGAAGUUCGGCCGGUGUGUUUUGUUGGUUCGUUCCGCGGCACCCCCGCUACGGAUGAAAGCGAUGGUAGUUCCUCCUGUUUAUACCAAAGGACACAGUAAAAAUAAAUGAAAAAAAAGCUCGAACUUGAGAAUCCCUCAAGGAUAUGUAACCGCUGUCGGACCAUCUUAAUGUCUCUCUCCACUUCGCAGGGACGGGGCCGGUGGUUGUUAACGGAGAGGCAUCUUCAUCUGGGGCACGUUCAAACCGGACAGUUUGGAUUGAAAGUUCAUCUCUGAAGCAGAACGAGGCCAGAAACCCAGACUCAAAGACCACUAGGGAAUGACGACUAGUUAAUUACUUCUAGUUAAAGACUACUGGUUAAAGUGUGCUACUUAAAGACUAGUAGUUAAAGACUGCUAGUCAAGUGCUGUUGGUAACCACUACCUGACUGGCCCAGCUCCCAGACCAGCUGCACCAUGUUCAGCACUAAACGGUUAAAGAAAAAGUCUCAGUCGGUGGAUAUCCCAUGUGAGGGGUACCUGGGGUCGCUGGCCCCCUCCUCGCCCCUUGUCCGCUUCCUGCCCCAGGCCGUCGCCAGGGCAACCUGCGGCUCCACGCCAGAGGCGAACCACGCCACCAAUCAGAAGCCCCGCAGCAACCCACGCCGCGGCGAGCUCAAGCGAGGCAACACUAUUGACGCGGGCCAGAAGAAGAAGACGGACGCCAGGGAUGUCCGCCGCAUGUCCUUCCAGAGACCACGCGGAACCACGGAAUAUUCUGUGGAGUCUCGGGACACUCUGAACAGCAUCGCACUCAAGUUUGACACGACUCCUAACGAGCUGGUUCAGCUCAACAAGCUGUUCUCCCGAGCUGUCGUUCCUGGGAAGGUGCUGUAUGUUCCAGACCCAAAAUAUGUCUCCAGUCCUGAGAGCUCUCCCUCUCUCAGUCCUGUCAGCCCUCUCUCCCCCACAUCCUCCGACACUGAGCAGGCCAAGGACGGCGAGGUGUCACAGCGGCGGGAUGCCCCAGCCCAGCCCCGCCCUGCCAGGGUGGUGUCGUCCACGUCUGAGGAGGAGGAGGCCCUCACUGAAAAGUUCCUCAAGAUCAACUGCAAGUACAUCACUGACGGCAAGGGUGUGGUCAGCGGCGUGCUUCUGGUCACCCCCAGCAACAUCAUGUUUGACCCCCACAAGGCGGAUGUGCUGGUGCAGCAGAGUGGCUGUGCGGAGUACGGCAUCAUGUGUCCCCUGGACGAGCUGCUGUCGGCAGCCAUGUGCACCGAGGUCACCGAUGCCAGGAUCAAGGAAUUUGUCCCCCCAGAUCUGGAGUUGCCUGCAUCGGCCCCAGAGCCCAGCCAGAUGAGGAGGGCCGCCCGUAGCAACCUGGAGGACGCUGCACAACGCGCAAAGGAUGCUGGGAACGACAGCGCCAGCACGGCGCCACGCAGCACCGAGGCCUCGCUCUCCGAGGACGUCUUCACCGAGUCAGAGAUCUCGCCCGUCCGAGACGAUCCCGACCCAUCCUCCGACGAACUCCGCCGCCUCAGGUCCUCCGGAGCCUCCUCCGAGUCCGUCCAGACCAUCAACCAGGCCGACCCCCCCUCCAGCACCACCACCCCCGCCCCAGAUGCCCUCAGCCCCAGCCACACGCCCAGGCAUGACCCAGGCUCUGACGAGGCCUCCAGGAGAGAGGGGUCAACAUCAGACUGCCAAGCCCAGCAGGGGGAGCCUUCGGUGGGGAGGGGGGAGCAGACUACUAGCGCUGGAGCAGGAGAGGGGGAGGCCAAGUCUCACAUCACACCAGAGUCACAAGCAUCAGACAGUAUAGAAGCUAAGAAACAAGACCAGUCUGGGGUCCAGACCCAGAACCAGAAAAGGGACCAGAACCAAGAUAGGGACCAAACCCACGACCAGAACCAGAGCCAGACUGUGGACCAGAACCAGGAAGGUGUUCAGAACCAGGAAUCACAAUCAAGUCUGGAGGAACUCAGAAAGCUUUGGAAGAGCCACACAACGCAGUCGACCAAUGAGCAUGAGGAUACGGAUCAGCUGACAGUCAUAGAGGCUGCCCCAGCCACUCAGGAGAGGCCGGGAGCAGGACAAGCCCCAUCUGGCCCCAAGGACAGGAGGAGGCCCCGGGGCCUCAGGUUCCUGUGUCUGCGUGUGGGCCGGCCCAUGAGGAGAACCUUCUUGUCCCAGGCCAGCGCCUCCAUGCACCAGUACGCUCAGAGGGACCGCAAGAAGCACGAGUACUGGUUUGCCUUCCCCCCCGACAGGUCGGACCACCUGUACGGGUUCUUCGUCCAGUGGAGUCCAGACAUGUAUGGGGAGGAGGUCGGGGAGGGGCCGCGGGAACCUGGCUUUGUGGUGGUCAAGAAGAACCGCCAGGUGGAAAUGGGUUCUGACGAACCCCCGGUUCCAGACAUCACCUCCAAAGACUGGGAGAUCACCACCAAGGAGGUGGUGAACUCCAAGCUGGGCCCGGCAGUAAGAACUGAUCUGGAGUCAGAAGUGUUCCGUCCCAGUUUGAAUGAACCCAGCGACCUGCUGCAGCCAGAGCACAUUGAGAAGCUGGCUAAGAACCUCCCCCCACGUACGAUUGGUUACCCCUGGACGCUGGCAUUCAGCUCCUCCAAACACGGCAUGAGCAUCAAGAGUCUGUACCGGACCAUGCGGGGGCAGGACACCCCCGUCCUCAUGGUGAUCAAGGACAGCGACGGACAGCUGUUUGGAGCGCUGGCGUCCGAGCCCUUCAAAGUGAGCGAUAGUUUCUAUGGCACUGGGGAGACAUUCCUGUUCACUUUCUGCCCGGAGUUUGAGGUGUUUAAGUGGACUGGAGACAACAUGUUUUUCUUGAAGGGAGAUGUGGACUCCUUGGCGUUCGGAGGGGGAGGGGGGGAGUUUGGUCUGUGGCUGGAUGGAGACUUGUAUCAUGGACGCAGCAACCCCUGCAAGACCUUCGGGAACCCGCGUCUGUCCCAGAAAGAGGACUUUGUCCUGCAGGAUAUCGAGAUCUGGGCGUUCGAGUAGGAGUCAGAGAGAGGGAGAAGACGGUGGAGAGAGACAGAGGGAAGGAUGGAGGGAGAGGGAACGUGAUGAUGGACUCUUAAAGUGGUGCAGUGUUUCGGUCCACGCUGGUCUGUCUUAACUGUCUGCACACUCACCCCACUGGGAAACUCAGCUUUAGCUAGCAGUCAGGCUAACGUUUACCAUAGGAAUCCUGUACAGAACAUUAGCCUUCUGCUAACAUUCAAUGUAAACAACCUGCUGGACAGCUAGCAUUGUGCUAACACACACCAUUGGUAUCUUUUUGCAUAGCUAGCAUUGUGUUAAGAUACACCAUAGGGAU